Messenger RNA from Oryzias latipes (Japanese medaka), 3488 nucleotides. It is a transcript of the gene flot1a, whose product is annotated as flotillin 1a. The record is from RefSeq and is a predicted model, not a curated record. Gene Ontology annotation, cellular component: plasma membrane; flotillin complex; cytoplasmic vesicle. NCBI's taxonomy places the organism in Eukaryota, Metazoa, Chordata, Actinopteri, Beloniformes, Adrianichthyidae. Gene Ontology annotation, biological process: positive regulation of cell-cell adhesion mediated by cadherin; protein localization to plasma membrane; regulation of receptor internalization. Gene Ontology annotation, molecular function: protease binding.
AGAUGGCAGCCGUUCGCCGUUAGGUUGAUAGCAGACGCUGAGGCGCAGUCCUAUUCCCGACCACCGCAUCAUUUUGGGUUUAACGUAAAUUAUCGGGGGAAACGAAUUCAUCAAUUUAAUCAAAAAGCGUGAAGGAGGAUCAGCAAACAUGUUUUACACCUGCGGUCCCAAUGAAGCCAUGGUGGUGUCAGGCUUCUGUCGCUCUCCUCCGCUGAUGAUCGCUGGAGGCCGAGUUUUUGUCUUCCCGUGCAUUCAGCAGAUACAGAGGAUUUCUCUGAACACUCUGACUCUGAACGUGAAGAGCGAUAAGGUCUACACUCGUCACGGCGUGCCCAUCUCUGUCACAGGGAUCGCUCAGAUGAAGAUCCAGGGUCAGAAUAAACAGAUGUUGGCUGCAGCCUGCCAGAUGUUUAUGGGAAAGUCAGAGCAUGAAAUCGCUCAGAUCGCAUUGGAAACUCUUGAGGGACACCAGCGGGCCAUCAUCGCCCACCUGACUGUGGAGGAAAUCUACAAAGAUCGAAAAAAGUUUUCAGAGCAGGUUUUCAAAGUGGCUUCUUCUGACCUGGUUAACAUGGGGAUCAGCGUGGUCAGCUACACCCUCAAGGACGUCCAUGACGACCAGGAUUAUCUGCACUCGCUGGGUAAGGCUCGAACAGCACAGGUGCAGAAAGACGCUCGCAUUGGAGAAGCUCUGAACAAGAGGGAUGCUGUGAUCCGGGAGGCUCACGCCAUGCAGGAGAAAAUAUCAGCUCAGUACAAGAAUGACAUUGAAAUGGCGAAAGCCCAAAGAGACUAUGAGCUGAAAAAGGCAGCGUAUGAUAUUGAAGUGAACACUAAGAAGGCGGAGUCAGAGAUGGCCUAUCAGCUGCAGGUUGCAAAGACAAAGCAGCGCAUCGAGGAGGAGAGAAUGCAGGUCCAGGUUGUUGAGCGGAGCCAGCAGAUCUUUCUGCAGGAUCAGGAGAUCACCCGCAAGGAGAAGGAGCUGGAGGCCAAAGUGAAGAAACCUGCAGAGGCUGAGCGCUACCGCCAGGAGAAGCUGGCUGAAGCUCAGCGUCUGAAGAUGAUUAUGGAGGCAGAAGCUGAGGCCGAGUCUAUAAGGAUUAAAGGCGAAGCUGAGGCGUACGCCAUUGAGGCAAUGGGCCGCGCGGAGGCGGAGCAGAUGGCGAAGAAGGCGGAGGCCUUCCAGCAAUAUAAGGAUGGAGCCAUGGUGGACAUGCUGAUGGAGAAGCUGCCUCUGAUGGCAGAGGAGAUCAGCAAGCCUCUGAGUCAAGCCCACAAGAUCACCAUGGUGUCCAGCGGAGCCGGGGAAAUCGGCGCCGCAAAACUGUCAGGAGAGGUGCUGGACAUCAUGACCCGCCUUCCCGAAGCCGUGGAGAAGCUGACGGGAGUCAACAUCUCUCUGGUGACUUCUCGUACCGGCUGAAGAGAAUCAACUGAAACCAGGAACUGAAGUGCGCAGACAGAUCUAUAUUUCCAUCGUCUUAGCCGCUCCACAUUCUCCCCUGUCUUUCUUCUUCUGUGCAGCUGUAUACCUCAGGUGUUUUCUGUCUUGUCGUUGUAAGAGUCACGCUCUCCUCUCAUGGGUUCAUGAGCUUUUCUUUCUAAAAGUCUGGCAAUGUCAGUGUUGAUGCUGCAGUCUUUUCCCUUUUGUUUCCCUGGUCAGAAACACCUUCACCGUUUAUGUAAACGUUCAACACAAAGUAUUUAAAUGACAAUAUUUUAACUCCUGUCUACGUUACUCAUCUAAGUCAGAUUGAAAUCCACCAAAGUCGAGCGUUUUCCCUCCUUUUUUACUGUGUACUUGCAGCAAACUGAGGUUUUUUUUCCUCACUACUGUCUGUUUACAUUUAAUGUUUCCAUGACUGCCUGUCCGCUGCCUUGCUGCCAAACCUUAAGUGCAUCUUAGCAUGAACAUGUAAUCUAAACAUGAAUACAAAACUGUCUUUUAGUAAUCCUACUGACAUGUCUAGAAAAAUAGUUUUUGCUUUGUGCAGAAAUGGAAGAGAGGAUAAAAUGUACGGUAGGAUUCAGCUCUUUACGCCGUCUGCAUUUCCAGAUGCUCUUUUUAUCUGUUACACUUUUUGCUCCAGGAUCUUUAGCUGAACAGUUGCACCGAGAACUUGUGCCCCAAAACUAUGCCGCUCUUUAAUAUGUUAAAGUAUAUAAUGCAUGUUCAUCAACUGAAACAGCUUUAGUGUUCGUGACACUUGGUUUUUUCAUUUUAAUUUGAGCUAUUUGCAUUUUCCAGACAGAUUUUCCUCAUUGAUGACUUUUCCGUCCUUCAGAAAGGCAUCACUAUACUGAGAAGUCUUGUGUUAUUUUUCCCUGGUACUGUAGCAGCUCUGAGGCAGAUCUAACGUGUGAAACCAAAGAUGAAGGAUGAAGAUGGACUUGUGUAGUUGUUUUGAGAGAACUGAAACAAACUUAGUCGCCACAAAGAAAAGAAAAAACUAAAUGCUUGAAGAUAGUUUUGCUUCAGGGAAGUUUAAAUCUAAAAAUGGAUGGUCAUUAUCAGGAAUCCCUCUCACCAUCCUUGCUAUACCAGCCAUUAAAAUGUUCUCAGUUUUCUCUGCAUUACCUUAAAUAAUUCACAAAAUGUGUUCAAGCUAAAGUUCCUCAAUGCAGCCGACACUGAUUCAUCUGCUGGUUGUGGUGUUUAAUUUGGCUCUGUCGCUGUAAAUGAUCCUGUCUUGUGUUACACAUCAGAACUCCACUUUUUAUUCUAUUACGUGAAAUAGUUUUUAGAAAAUGUAUAAAUGCAUGAAAAUGUGCUUUAAAACAAAAGAACCUCACUAUUGAAAUGACAAUAUCUUUCCUUCAUAUUUUUUUUUCUUUUAACCACAUGAAAGUUCAAAGUUUAUGCUUGAAUUCUUGUAACUUUUUCUUGUUUCCUUCACCAUUUUUGUCUACCUGUUGGACAAUUAGCAGUGCUGGUAACAGUACAGCUAGAGGGACUGAAAUGCAGGAAUAAAGGGUUUAUUUAAAGAUAAGCUUUGCUGUUACACACGCAUCAGCACCUGUCACACUUGAAAUAGCAACGGGAUUUUAUUUCCGAGCAGGACCAGACUGUGGUGCUGUGGUUUUGUCAAAGUAAGAAAUAUCUUGUUUGCUGCUUCUAGAAAGAAAAUAGAUAUCAUUGUGCUUCUGUUAUGUUUUUAGUGCAGUGGUACUAAAGUGAUACUAUUUAUGACGUGUAUGAUGCACUAUACAUUUGAUAUUUAUCUUAGGAUUGACUGUAUCAGGAGUAACACUAACAGCACUACUAAUCCAAGAGAAUCCUCUGUGUAUCAGCAGAAAUGUGUAAAAGUCUGAAAGUUAGAGACUUUUUGUUAUUGUAAACACUGGUGUCAGCUAUUCUUUUGUUUAAACACUAGGGGCCGUUUAGUCGUGUUUAUCCAUUGUCGGUGAAACGCGGAGGCAUUGUCUUUCAAAAAGAUUGCAACUACUUUCAUGUACACACAAUAUAUGUAUUAAAUCCUAAACCAAGA